CGUAGCUUCCGGCGUAUUCGGCUUAGCAACGGCCGGCCGCCAUUUUGUAAAGGUGCAAACAAACCACUUGUCAACAUACAAAAAGAAGGUAGUACGUGCAUUUCAACACUAUUUAAGCCGUUUUGACUUAGUUUUACGAUUCAGUCCGGACUGUGCCGUGAACAUGGUGAAGCACUGUUGCGUUUUUAAUUGUUCAAAUAAUAAAGCACGACAGGACAAACUGUCCUUUUACAUGAUACCGAACGAAGUCACCGAGCCCGAACGCAGAAAACGGUGGAUCCAGGCUAUAGGUAGAGCACACAUCAACGACGAUGGAACCAUAUCAAACAAAAUGUGGGAACCAAGAAGUGACUACACCUACGUGUGCUCUGCUCAUUUUAUUUCUGGUUCUAAAGUUAACAAUCAGUCACAUCCAGAUUUUGUUCCAAGCCUGUUUCCAUCUAAAAAAGAACCAAAGACUCCUGCCAGCAACAAGGUUGACAGGUUUCAUAGAUGUGCAUCUAGACAGGUUAAGCGGACAGAGUCCCAAGAAACAGGAUCCAAAACUCCAGCUCGAAAACGGCUUAAACUCACAAGUUCAAGAGAAAAUGAUUCUGCUGUGGAAUCCAUUCCUGACAGCCCUUUAUCCACCACAAGUUGUGUUCUCCAAGGUAAGAAAUUGUUUAAUAUUCAUGCAGUCUUUUUAUUUGUUCAUUAUUGCAUCUUUAUUUUUUUCAUGAAACAUGGAAAGCUCUUAAUAUUGGCAUUGCCGUUUGACCGAUCCAUUACCAUUAUAUUUCGGAAAUAAAUAUUAUUUAAAACAAUCAGUAAUUUAUUGUACACUUGUGUUAGUCUUGUUUUUCUGUCAGUUAAUCUACAGCACUUGUUAAUCCUAUUUACCACAGGAAGUGUCACUCCUUUCAGUAAUCAUCUAUGCUUGGAUAUAUUUGCAAGUCACUAAUGAUGUUCUUAAAAGGCAUUGUGUACCAUUCUCAAAUUGACAGCUGUGUCAGUUUCAUUUAGUGUUGUUUUUCUAGCAGCUAAUCCAGCGUUAAUCCUAUCUUCACAGGAAGUUUUAACUGAGUGCUGUAAGAAUCAAUCCUGGAGUACAUUUACAAUUUACUAAUGACUUUUAACUAUUGUGUACAAAAGAUGGGAUUAACAUAAAUGUAAAACAAUAUACUUGCUAGUCAUUAGCAUUUUUUUUUAACCUUUCAAAGCCAGUAAUAAUCAAUUUUAGUUUGUUAACAUGCUUAUGAUUUUAUAUACGAGUAUAUAUUUUCCCUGUAUAUGGUGAAAAAUAAAUUGUCAAUCAGGUUUUUAAUGUUUAGUUUUUUUGUUUUAUAGAUGCAGAAAGCCAGUUGAUCUUGAACAGUGAAAAAACAAACCCACUUCAAACCCCACUGCAAUCCUCAGAAAGAGAAAUGAUGCACGAGGAGCUAGAAAAUGUCCGAAAAGAAAGAGAUGGAGCUUUGAACGAGGUUGAAAGACUGAACAAAUGUCUCAAUGCAUGUAACAUGUCUGCUAUUUCAGUUGAAGGAAAUAAUGUUAAAUGUCAAAUGAUGACUGGUAUUAGAUGGACUAUUUUUCAGCAGUUGUUUCUUAUGUUAAGCACCUAUGUUAGUCGACAGGGUCUAAAAGAAACAAGUCUACCAUUCAGAGAACAAUUAUUUAUGACUUUUGUAAAAUUGAGACAUAACCCAACAUUUGAAUUUUUGGCUCAGUUAAAAGGUAUCCCCAAAAGUACAGCUAUUGAUUAUUUUUGGAAGUGGUUAAAUUUGCUCCAUGCAAAAAUAGGUUUCAUGGUGAAAUGGCAGGAUAGAGAAAGAAUUUUUCAAACAAUCCCACCUGUAUUUCAGUCCAAAUUUCCAAAGCUUACUUCGAUCAUCGAUUGUUUUGAAAUAUUCAUUGAGACUCCUAGAAACUUACAAGCUAGAGCAAAAUGUUGGAGCAAUUAUAAAAAACACUGUACUAUUAAAGUGUUCGUUUCAUGUAGCCCACAUGGGCAUGUAAACUUUUUGUCACCAGUGUGGGGUGGCCGAGUAUCAGAUGUCCAAAUUGUUAGAGAAUCUGGUUUCAUCUCUUUAAAAUAUCAUUUACCAGGAGACCAAAUUCUAGCAGAUCGUGGCUUCACUUUAACUGAAGAUUUUGCUACACAAUGUUCUGCCGAGCUCAUUAUGCCGGCUUUCACAAAAGGCAAGAAACAACUGUCCGCUAAAGAAGUGGAAACGUCAAGACAAAUUUCUUCUGUUAGAAUUCAUAUUGAACGUGUAAUUGGUUUAAUGAAAAACAGAUUUGGUAUUUUACAAGGUCCCCUACCCAUUAGAGUUGUUCAAAGUUUAAAAAAUGAAGCCGAUGGUUGUAUUCUAGCAAGCUGUGAUAUUAUUGUUGGCGUGUGUGCUGCAUUAAACAAUCUUGGUCAAAGUAUUGUAUUCCAUGAAUAAUAAUACAUAUAAGUGCAGACAAUGCAGUUAUAGGAAUAAAAUUACUGAGUAAACAUGACGGUACCCAAACAUAAAUUUAUAAAACAAUACUCCCGAUCCCUUAUACAUUUUCUUGGUUGAUAUACACAGGAAUAUGAUUUUUCAGCUUUUGAUAUGAUUUCCGCUUUUUCGUUUGCAUAAAAUAAUUUUCACAAAAUGGGUUUGAUCUGAAAUAAUGAAAACUGAACUUUAUUUGAGUAUAGUAUAGUUUUGUCUGCUGUUUAAAGAUUUCAGAUUUUAUUUUAAAAUGUGUAUCAUAAUCACAUCCCUGUUAAAGUAUUAACACUUGUCAAUUCAUGAACUGG
Molecule: messenger RNA, 2767 nt
Organism: Gigantopelta aegis
Lineage: Eukaryota; Metazoa; Mollusca; Gastropoda; Neomphalida; Peltospiridae
Product: THAP domain-containing protein 7-like
Exons: 2
Coding region: 164-787 (207 amino acids)
Molecular function (GO): sequence-specific DNA binding
Source: RefSeq, a predicted model, not a curated record